Molecule: messenger RNA, 1744 nt
Organism: Paramecium pentaurelia
Lineage: Eukaryota; Ciliophora; Oligohymenophorea; Peniculida; Parameciidae
Source: the annotation of a GenBank genome assembly
AUGGAAGAAAUUAAUACUUAAAAAUAAGAGGAUUCUCCAGCUCCAUCUGGUAGUUUAAUUGUUAACAUUGAAAAGAUGUAAAGGGAUUCAGUUACAGAAGAAAAAAUAUAACCUGAAGAAGACAUUGAAUUAUAAGCACUAUUUAAUAAAUUAAAUUCAACUAUUGAUGAAACACCAUUUCAUGAAACCAAAUGUUAAAAAUAGAAGCAAGAUUUAUCAUACAAAGCAGAAUUUAUAAUGACUCAUUUUAUAAAAUUCUAUAUCUAUUAGUUGGUAAGAUCUAAAUUUUUAAAGUUAGAUGUUUUACAUUUUUGGGCCAUUGAUUUUUUUUUUCCUUUUAAAUAAACCAGCUUUAAUGUUUAAUUUAGGAUUUUGGUCUUGGAGAUAAGAUGUAGUUUUUCAAUAUAUACAAUGGGUAGGACACAUAUUUUGUCUUUUAAUGUAUUUUUAUUUCUAAUCUCUCUCUUCAUUGGAAAUAGGACUCUUAUGGUUUUCAUUAUUGACUAGAUCAAUAAUAGUUGCUGCUAAAUUUUCAACUCUUAAUGAGGAACGAGUUGAACUUUAUGAGAGGAAUCGUUUAAGUAAAAAAACAAUUUACUUUGAUGUUGUAUUAUUUGAUUGGUCAAUUCAAUCGAAAAAAAUCAAAUAUUUAGAAAUAGCUAAGGCAGCCAAAAGACAUGAUUUUGAUACACAAUUUUUUUACUUUGAUUUCUUAGUUGAACCUAUGAAAGAAACUCAAAAAGCAUUAAUAGAUGAUUAGGAAACCUUGUUAAAUCUACCUCAUAAUGGCACUUAUAGUGGAAUAAAAUUGAUAUCCUAUUUUAUAGAUUCUUAUUAACAGUUAAACACAAGAAAAAAUCAACUAAGCUUAGCUCUUCUUAUUAGUUUUAUUGUUGUAAUUACUCCAAAAGCUUUAGCUUAUGAGAGAUAUCUAUAAAAUCCCGUUGAAAUAUUUUUAAAUAUUGUCUGUGGAAUAUUCUAGAUUAUAUAGUUUAACUGUAUAUUCUUAUACUUACUUAUUUCUCUUGAGGAUAUGAAAAGAAAGAUAUUUUUAUUAGAUUAAGUGUAUUAUUUAAUCAGCACUAAAAGAGUACGUUGUAAAGAAUUUAAAUUAACACCAACUAUUGACAUCAAUUGUCCAAGAACAAUAGAGGCCUGGAGUAUGUUAAGAUCUAUAACUUUUGAUUAUGGAGCAUCUUAUCACAUAAGGAAUUAAAUAUAUCAUACAAUUUUAAUUUUAUGUUGUGUUGCAAGUCUUGUUUUUGCUUUCUAAAUCAUUUUGGAUUAUUUUUAAUUGGAUUAUUACUAUUUGAUUACUUUGGGAAUUGUCUUUUUAAUAUUUUUAAUUUUUAUAUCCUUAUAUUUGUUAAGUGCAGCUACAAUUAAUUAAUUUUUUGAAGAUUUUAAAACUUAGAUUGAAAAUUUAAAAUUUAUUUGUUAAGAUGUCAGAAGAAUGAGGAAACAAUAUUUUGAAGAUAAUAAUUCAGAGCCUUAGAAUUUUGUUCAUAAAUCUUUUGUUAAUCAUCUUAAGGCUUAACAUAAUAAUAAUAGCCUAAUUAUAUAUUAAAGAAUAGAUAACUUGAUUGAUUCUUUAGAUAAUGCUUAAAGACAUAUUGAAUAUGAUAGCAGAAAUUACCCCUUGAAAUUAUAUGGAAUUAAGAUAACCUACGAAAUCCUGUAAAAUUUGGUUGUUGGUUUAUUUACAGUAAUUAGUUUUGUAGUUCAACAAAGAUUUUCAUCUUGA